UACUACUACAGCUACUAUGAAAAGGAUGCAUUCUUUAAAAAUUCUGCAACUGGCAGCAGGUACAGCGUCACAUGCACAACAUACCUGCAUGGAUAAGAGCAGUGAGCCUACGAUCGCUGAGGAUGAGAUUUAACAAUUUAUCUGCUUAUGGAAUUACUCAAAGAUGGUGUGGAGGAGGAUAUUAGUGAAACACGCAGUGAAAAAGGUGUUAAGCUUUUACGUGGUUAUGGCCAUGCCAUAGGUCUCUGUGCAAGGGAACUUAGGUAGCAGAUUCUGAAGGCAAUUUGUAGGCAAGCAUAGUUAUGUACUUACAAAAAGGUCAUACCUUCAGGUUUUUAAUGCUUAGUAAAAAAACUGUUUUUGCUGAGUAGAAAAAGCAUAAAAUACAUUCAUGUGGUGCUGGUGAAGGGCUCAUGCAGACUUGUAGUGGUGCUGAGUAUUUUGAGGAUGGUAUUUGGGACAGUAGCUCAUGUUUUGGCUUGUCUCUCAGUUGAUGAAAUUUUGCAACAAGUUUGGAUAACUGGAGUGUUUUCAGUGAAUGUAGAUUAGAUACAACCCUGCAGAAUCCAAGUAAGAAAACGUAUGUUGAAGCUGGUGUUUUUGAGUUCUAGUCAGCACCUCUUAACACAAAUUGGUGCCUCUCACUUAAUUUUGUAAAGGAUAGAGGCCCUUAAAACUGUUUUUCAGGAGGUUAGCGGGGUAAUUCUUACUUUGAACAAUUUUAUUUCAUCUUAAAGUAUUUGGAUUUUUCAGUUCUUUCAUUCCUUUUAAAAGGAAACAUCACCCUGUGUUACUCUCAUGUAAUUACAAUAUACAGCAACAAUUGUAGUCUGACACUUACAUAGGAAGUGGGAUUUGAUCGUAUAAAUCAGUUUUGCAUCUGUCUAUUUCUAUAAUUGGCUCACUGUCAAAUGGUGACAGAAAGGAAGCCCAUGAAAGUAAGCAGUGCUUUAUAAAUGCUUCUGAAUCACGAUACGAAGGAAUGGAUUUUUUUCCCUGUGUAGUUGAAGUAAUGGGGGGAGGAGCUGUAGUCCAAAGUGCUGGCUUGACUUUAGGUUCAGGUAAAGCAAACUCUCUGCGUAGCAUGUGGUAUAAAGGGAGAGGAAGAAAAUUCAUUAUAAAAGGACAGUGUAUGUAAAUGCUCGUCUAAGGAGUUGGCAUAUAUGCUACAGAGCAGUUGACUGAAUUGGAGGCGAGAGGACUAACCAAAAGUAUUUGUAAUCAACAACAAAAGAUUUGUAACCUGCGGAUUACCAGAGCACUUGUGUGGAUAUCACUUGUCUGAAGUAAAGCUGUGGCUCAACACCUCUUAAAAUGAAUCAGCGACUUAUUUUGGUUUGUUGCUACUAUCAGGUUGAACAUUUACCGUUAUUCAGUUUAAGAAAGAUUAGAAGAUGAAACCGUCUCUUCCUUUCCCUCUCACAAAAAGAUUUUUAUAUGGUUUACUUAUUAGGAUUCCUAUGAAGUAAGAGGAUUUUUCAGAUGUUGAGAAACAACCAUUUAAAUAAAGAAGAAAAAUAUGACAUGGGCUCAGACCGCCGGUGUAUUUCUCUCCUUCCAUCCACCACCAAAAUAAGAGGGGUGGGGGUGAUGACUAAAUAGACUUCAAAACGAUGCAGAACACUUACUGCUGUUUUUCUGCACUAAUUUGAAUAAUGCUCUGAAGUGAGAGUAUCUUUAACCACCAUCUUAUUCAACCCUCCCUUUCCAUAGCAAGUGUGAUGCUGUCGAUCCCAGGUGCUCUUUCUGAUCAGCAGGCAUGUUUAUAGCAGGCUGUCUUUUCAAAUUCUAGAGCUCUAAUUGUGAUUUCCACCUAAGCCUUACACUUACCCCACAUAAUAUGCUCCUCCUUUGUAAUUCCUAAGAGCUCUCCUAGCUUAGUUUGCUGCCGAAACAAUCUUGUGGCAAGUUCUUGCAUGCAAACUUUUGUUAAUAACUUGGUUGUCAGCACAACUGUUAAUGUUAAAUAGAAUACUCAGUGCUUCGUAGUAUCCUCUGAAAACUGAAACUUCUCCUUUGUGCCUGUAGUAUGACCAUCAAAAUAAAAGCUGAGUUACGUUCGGUGUAUGUGCAACUUCAGCAUCUUUCUGCUCAUUGAUACGCACUAAUAUGCCAAAACAAAACUGGGCAUAAAGGCUGGAAAUAAUUCUUUGUCUUUGUUACCCUCCUGUAAUGGGUAAUUGAUGCGGGAGGUGUUCUUGGAAUGAUUUUUUAAAAUUACAAAAGCCAUAUAGGAACCAAGUAUUUAACCUUUGAAAUGGUGCGGAGUUUAUUGUGCAGUUAAAGUCCAAUAUCAUUAAGCUUUGUAGUUAAUGUUUGCUCUAUUGAGCUGCUUGUUUGCCACCGGUUGAGCAGUAUGUGCUGAGCAACAAAGCUGCCUGUAGGAUAGGGUUGCUUGUUUGUGUGUCUCCAAAUCUUUGAGCCAGGGAAAAAUGCGUCCUGUUGGCACCGGUGUUUUAUGCCCUUUGACUUUGGACCUUUGUUGCUUUUUGUUGCAAGCUUCUUGUGUGAUGUUUCCUCAGUGAGUUACUAUAUUAUCUUGUAGCUUUAUGGUUUGCAAAACAACUUUUUGCUGAAUUUCAAUGCUGGAGUAAGGUGAUGGAAGGGGAAAAACUCACAGUGGGGCCUCUUAUUUAGGAAACGCAGUUCCUUGCUUUUCCUUGUCUUUACCAGGAAAGUAUUUCAUGUAAUGAUUCAUCCGUAGUGAUGGGCAUCUCUUCCCUUACAAAUUAUGGGGCAGGUCUGUUUACUCUUCUUCUAUCCUUCAGAGAAGGAUUCUGGGACAGUGAGUAAUCUUCUGUAACUCACAGCAGUGAUGUGGAGUGGAAACGUGCACUUAUUUGUGUGGAAUCAAACAGGACACAAAUGGCCCCCCCCCAUUUUCCAGUUGCAAUAGUGCCUUGAAAUCUCAUUCUCUUCACCCUUGUCUUAAACAUAGCUUGUUGUAAUAAGAUGUAGGGUUUCCUUCUAAAUAGAACCCUUAGGUGUUUGGUUUUCUAUAUGCUCUCUAAUUUAAGGAUAUUGAGACUUAAUACCGUUGCAACCUUUUAAGCUUCUAAGUGGCUUCCAGAUAAAGGUGAAGGGGCUUAUUUCAAAGGGCGAUUUACAAUGCAAGGACUUGGCUGCGCUGCUGAGGUUUUCUGACCAUGAAGCAAUCCAUGGGAAGCUAUUUGAAUCCAAAACCUCUCUGAAAGAGAGGUGAGCAGGCAGGUUGCUUCUGUAAGACCUCAUGUGUGGAACCAAAGCCUGAACCCAAAACUCACUUCUUGGAAGUGCGACAGGUGAUGGGUAAGGGAUAUGGGCGGCCUGGUCUAACCUUGAACACUGAGUUUGGGUGGGAGCAAGUGACUUCCACGUCUCCCUUUCAACCUGCGUUGUUCCACAACUACCCAGAGACCGAAGUAAAGAUGCCUCCUUAUCCAUGUCAGGUAGUCAUUUAAGUCUGUGCUGUUAUCUGGAGUUCCAAAGCAAUGGGGCUGUAAGAAUAACCGUGCUAAGCUAGUCCAAGGUGACCAGUAGCAGAUCUUUGGGGAUAUCUGUCAAACAUGAUGUCCAAGAGUUGUAGGUGUAAAGGUAGGACCUGAUUGCCAUAAUGGAAGGAGAAGAUCCUGAGUUUUACUGUAUUAUCCUCUGUAUCACUGCUCUGAUGGGAGUGAACCAUUGAGAGAUGUUACAGGAGCCAUGAAAUGUCUCUCACUUGUGUGGUGCUGCUGCCACUGUAAUUGGGACCACCACUCCUAGGGCCUGUAGUGCAUGUUGAAGCACUGAAUGCAGGCCAGAGUGGUUGAAGAGAUUACAGCUUCUUGUAAUGAAUCUUGCUUUCUGAUUGGGAAAAUCAACUUGGCUCGUUAAGGUGGAUUCAAUGCCUGUGUUUUAUGUAUGUGCCCCACAGAUCGGAUCUCGGUGUUUCACUUGAGAAUCUUAUCAGUAUGAACUGGGCUUUGUCUUUUUGUUUGCUGUUCUGUGUAUAGAUCUGAAGUAUACAGAUACAGAAAUAUAGAUCUGAUUUUCUGUCUGUCUUGUUUAUUUGUUUAUUUUAAAAUUUUAAAGAAAAUUCCAGUUGUGUGAAUCUUCUGAGGAGAGAGUUCAGGUGGUUCCUACCACUGCUUUCUGUAUCUGGGUGGUGUUUUUUCCCCCCCACCUCCCUUCCUCAUUAGCCAACGGAUGACCAUUAAGGAUCAGUUAAUCAUUAAUACUUUUGCCCAGCUCCUCAAUAAACAGUAGCUAAACACACAAGGAUAUUUAAAAAAUGUGGCUGUGGGCAAUUUAAUUUAUUUUUUUAUGAAGCAUAACUUCCAUUUAACAUUUCAGGAUAACUAGUUCAAAACACUCAAAACAAGAAGAAGAUGGUGUUUGGGAGAAUGGACUUUCUUAUGAAUGUCGCACUCUGCUUUUCAAAGCUGUUCACAACCUGUUGGAGAGGUGUUUAAUGAACCGGAAUUUUGUGCGCAUUGGGAAAUGGUUUGUGAAGCCUUAUGAGAAAGAUGAAAAACCUAUAAACAAAAGCGAGCACUUGUCCUGCUCAUUCACCUUCUUCUUACAUGGAGAUAGUAAUGUUUGCACCAGUGUGGAGAUCAGUCAGCAUCAGCCUGUGUACCUGCUUAGUGAAGAACACCUCACCCUUGCCCAGCAGUCUAACAGCCCUUUUCAAGCAGAUGCAGGCUAUGCUCUCGAAGACAAAGGAGCGAUGGGGCCUGAGUCUGUUAUUCUAAGUCCCUUUGGAUUAAAUGGCACGCUCACUGGGCAGUCAUUCAAACUUUCUGAUUCAUCUACAAAAAAGCUUAUUGGUGAAUGGAAACAAUUCUAUCCUGUCACUUCAAACUUGAAGGAGGGGUCCGAGGAAAAACAAGAAGAUAUGGAUUGGGAGGAUGAUUCUUUAGCUGCUGUUGAAGUCCUUGUUGCUGGUGUGCGAAUGGUAUAUCCAGCGUGCUUCGUUCUAGUUCCCCAAACAGACAUCCCUGCUCCUAGUACUGUUGGGACAUCUCACUGUUCAACUACUUGCUUGGGUGUCCACCAAGUGCCUGCUUCCACACGAGAUCCUGCCAUGUCCUCAGUAACUCUGACUCCUCCAACAUCCCCCGAGGAAGUUCAAACAGUUGAUGCUCAGUCUGCCCAGAAAUGGGUGAAGUUUUCUUCAGUUUCUGAUGGAUUUAUCUCUGACAGUACUAGCCAUCAUGGUGGCAAGAUACCUAGAAAACUGGCCAAUCAGGUGGUGGACAGAGUUUGGCAAGAAUGCAAUAUGAACAGAACACAGAACAAGCGGAAAUAUUCUGCUACAUCAAAUGGCUUGUGUGACGAAGAGACAGCUGACAAGGUAGCAUCCUGGGACUUUGUUGAAGCCACACAGAGGACAAAUUGCAAUUGCUCUAGGCACAAAAAUCUCAAACCAAGAAAUUCAGGUCAACAGGGGCAGGCACCACCUGUGGGCCAGCAGCAGCAAGCAGCUCCAAAGCACAAGACGAAUGAGAAGCAAGACAAAGGGGAUAAGCCACAAAAACGCCCUUUGACUCCUUUUCAUCAUCGUGUAUCUAUCAGUGAUGAUGUUGCCAUGGAGGCAGAUUCGGCAAGUCAGAGGCUUGUGAUGACUGCACCAGACAGUCAAGUGAGAUUUUCAAAUAUCCGAACUAAUGAUGUAGCAAAGACUCCUCAGAUGCAUAAUGCUGAAAUGCAUAAUGCUGAAAUGGCAAAUUCACCUCAGCCACCACCACUUAGUCCUCACCCGUGUGAUGUAGUUGAUGAAGGGGUAAAUAAAGCUCCUUCUACUCCUCAGAGUCAACAUUUCUACCAGAUGCCAACACCAGAUCCCUUGGUUCCCACCAAAACAAUGGAAGACAGACUCGAUGGCUUGUCUCAGCCUUUUCCAGCUCAAUUUCCUGAAGUUAUAGAGCCUACCAUGUAUAUUGGUACUGCAGUGAAUUUGGAGGAAGACGAAGCUGAUACUACUUGGAAGUAUUACAAAGUUCCAAAGAAAAAGGAUGUGGAAUUCUUACCACCUCAGCUUCCAAAUGAUAAGUUGAGAGAUGAUCCAGUAAUACCUGCUGGACAGGAGAACAUAACAUCAGUUACAGAAUUAAUGGUGCAAUGUAGGAAGCCUUUAAAGGUUUCGGAUGAACUGGUGCAGCAGUAUCAGAGUAAAAACCAGUAUCUAGCAGCAGUAGUGUCAGAAGCUGACCAGGAGCCUGAAAUUGACCCUUAUGCCUUCGUUGAAGGUGAUGUGGAGUUCUUAUUUCCUGACAGCAAAAAAGAUCGACAGAACAUCGAGAGGGAAACUGGGAAGAAACACAAGGCUGAGGACGGUACAUCUGGUGUUACAGUUCUAUCCCAUGAAGGAGAGGAUGCUAUGUCUUUGUUUAGUCCUUCUGUCAAGCAAGAUGCCCAACGUAUUGCUGCUCAUGCUCGCACUGCAUCUACUAGCCUGAUCCAUGAAACAGACUUGGUGGUCUCUUACACUGACCUUGACAAUCUCUUCAAUUCUGAUGAGGAUGAACUAACACCUGGAUCUAAAAGAACAGUGAAUGGUGCUGAUGACAAAUCCAACUGCAAAGAGGCAAAAGCAGGAAAUUUAGAUCCACUGUCAUGCAUAAGCACUGCAGAUCUCCAUAAAAUGUAUCCAACUCCACCUUCUUUGGAGCAACACAUCAUGGGGUUUUCUCCAAUGAACAUGAAUAAUAAGGAAUAUGGCAGUAUGGACACUACACUUGGAGGAACAGUACUUGAAGGGAAUAGUUCCAGUAUGGGAGCUCAGUUCAGGAUUGAAGUAGAUGAGGGUUUCUGCAGCCCCAAACCUGCUGAAAUAAAGGAUUAUUCUUAUGUUUAUAAACCUGAGAACUGCCAAGCCUUAGUGGGAUGUUCCAUGUUUGCACCACUGAAGACACUUCCCAGCCAGUGUCUCCCUCCCAUCAAACUGCCAGAAGAGUGCAUAUAUCGCCAGAGUUGGACUGUGGGAAAGCUGGAUUUGCUUCCUCCGGGACCUGCCAUGCCAUUUAUCAAAGAUGGUGAUGGAAGCACUAUGGAUCAAGAGUAUGGCCCUGCAUACACGCCGCAAACUCAUACUCCGUUUGGAAUGCCCCCGGGUAGUGCACCACCCAGUAAUGGUGGAGCUGGAAUUCUCCCUUCUCCUUCCACCCCUCGUUUCCCCACUCCCAGAACACCAAGGACUCCUCGGACUCCUCGUGGAGCUGGUGGACCGGCAAGUGCGCAGGGUUCAGUCAAAUAUGAGAACUCUGAUUUAUACUCACCAGCUUCCACGCCAUCGACAUGUAGACCACUUAAUUCUGUUGAACCUGCAACUGUGCCUUCCAUUCCAGAGGCACACAGUCUGUACGUGAAUCUCAUUCUCUCAGAGUCUGUAAUGAAUCUCUUCAAAGACUGUAACUUUGACAGCUGCUGCAUAUGCGUUUGCAAUAUGAACAUCAAAGGUGCUGAUGUUGGAGUUUACAUUCCUGAUCCAACACAAGAGGCCCAGUAUCGGUGUACCUGUGGUUUCAGUGCUGUUAUGAAUAGGAAGUUUGGCAACAGUUCUGGACUGUUUCUUGAAGAUGAAUUGGAUAUUUUAGGACGUAACACAGAGUGUGGCAAAGAAGCAGAAAAACGCUUUGAAGCUCUCAGAGCUACUUCUGUUGAACAUGGCAGUGCAGGACUGAAAGAACCAGAGAAACUGCCUGAUGAGUUAAUACUGUUGCUGCAAGAUCAAUGCACCAACUUGUUCUCACCGUUUGGAGCAGCAGAUCAAGAUCCUAUUCCCAAAGUUGGUGCAGUUAGCAACCUGGUACGCGUCGAAGAAAGGGAUUGUUGCAAUGACUGCUACUUAGCCUUGGAGCAUGGACGCCAGUUCAUGGACAAUAUGUCAGGAGGGAAAGUUGAUGAAGCACUUGUGAAAACUACCUGCUUGCACCACUGGUCAAAAAGAAACGUUGUAGAUGUGAGCAUGCAGUGUUCCCAGGACAUCCUUCGUAUGCUGCUCUCACUCCAGCCCGUUCUUCAAGACGCCAUUCAGAAGAAGCGCACGGUCCGGUCGUGGGGUGUGCAAGGCCCCCUCACGUGGCAGCAGUUCCACAAAAUGGCUGGCAGAGGCUCUUACGGAACUGAUGAGUCCCCAGAACCACUGCCAAUCCCAACGUUUUUGUUGGGAUACGAUUACGAUUUUCUGGUGCUGUCUCCGUUUGCAUUGCCGUACUGGGAGAGGCUGAUGCUGGAACCUUACGGAUCUCAAAGAGAUGUUGCUUAUGUUGUGGUGUGCCCUGAGAAUGAGGCUCUGCUAAAUGGAGCAAAAAGCUUCUUUAGGGAUCUGACUGCAAUAUAUGAGUCAUGCAGACUUGGCCAGCAUAGACCUAUCUGUAAAUUAUUGCCUGAUGGAAUCAUGAGAGUUGGACCUACUGCCUCAAAGAAACUUUCUGAGAAGCUGGUCACAGAAUGGUUCUCACAGACAGCUAAUGCCAACAAUGAAGCAUUUUCCAAACUCAAACUGUAUGCCCAAGUUUGCAGAUAUGAGCUGGGUCCUUAUCUUGCUUCUCAGCCUUUGGACAAUUCGUUACUUGCCCAAACAAAUCUGGUCCCUCCCUCUAGCCAGCCAGCCUCUGCUCUGCCCCCACUGACAGCCAGCACUGGAAAUCCCAACACUCCGUCUGCUCCUGCAGCUUCUACCAGUAGUACUAUGACUGCAACGUCAAACAGUGCCAUGUCUUCUGCAGCUACUACAGCUAACUCAACUUUGACUACCACUGCCACGUCAUCCUCUUCUGCUAACAUAGGCAGUGGGAUCCCAACAAACAAGCCUUCUUCAUUUCCACCUUUUAGCAGUAUGAACAAUACCACUUCUGCUUCCCUGCCCUCUCAGGCUGCGACGGUCCAAAAUGGGCAAACAGGAGGACAGCAGCAGCAGCCGGUGCUGCAAACAGCAGGGAUGUCUGGAGAUGCUACUACAGCACCUGCACAGCCCCACCCAGAGGUUUCUGAAAGCACUAUGGAUCGUGAUAAAGUUGGAGUUCCUACAGAUGGAGAUUCACACGCUAUCACCUAUCCACCUGCCAUUGUAGUUUACAUAAUCGAUCCUUUUACGUAUGAGAAAAAGGAUGAGAACAGUAGCUCAUCUAGUUUGUGGACACUUGGACUUCUGCGCUGCUUUUUAGAGAUGGUUCAGGUUCUUCCUCCCAACAUCAAGAAUAUAAUUUCUGUGCAGAUCGUUCCGUGUCAGUACCUUCUGCAGCCUGUGAAACACGAAGACCGGCAGAUUUAUACUCAGCAUUUGAAGUCUUUAGCAUUUUCAGCUUUUACUCAGUGUCGGAGACCUCUUCCAUCUUCCACCAAUGUGAAAACGUUAACUGGCUUUGGCCCAGGCUUAGCCAUGGAAACAGCUCUUAAGAGCCCUGAUAGACCUGAGUGUAUUCGACUGUACACCCCUCCUUUUAUAUUGGCUCCUGUAAAGGACAAGCAAACAGAGCUUGGAGAAACUUUUGGAGAAGCUGGCCAGAAGUAUAAUGUGCUUUUUGUAGGCUACUGUUUGUCUCAUGAUCAAAGAUGGCUGCUUGCAUCCUGUACAGAUCUCUAUGGAGAACAGUUAGAGACGUGCAUAAUUAAUAUUGAUGUACCAAACAGAGCUCGCAGGAAAAAGGGCUCUGCCCGCAGGCUUGGUCUUCAGAAACUCUGGGAAUGGUGCCUGGGACUCGUGCAGAUGAGCUCUUUGCCUUGGAGGGUCGUAAUAGGCCGCUUAGGAAGAAUAGGGCAUGGGGAAUUAAAAGAUUGGAGUUGUUUGUUGAGUCGCCGAAAUCUUCAGUCCCUCAGUAAGAGGCUGAAAGACAUGUGCAGAAUGUGUGGUAUCUCUGCUGCAGACUCUCCCAGCAUUCUCAGUGCUUGUUUGGUAGCAAUGGAACCACAGGGGUCCUUCAUUAUUAUGCCAGAUUCUGUAUCGACCGGCUCUGUGUUUGGACGCAGCACCACUUUAAAUAUGCAGACAUCUCAGCUGAAUACCCCACAGGACACAUCGUGCACUCACAUACUUGUGUUUCCCACAUCUGCUUCUGUGCAAGUAGCAUCGUCAACUUAUACCACUGAAAACUUGGAUCUGGCCUUCAACACAAACAAUGAUGGAGCAGAUGGAAUGGGCAUCUUUGACUUGUUAGACACUGGAGACGAUCUUGAUCCUGAUAUUAUAAAUAUACUUCCUGCAUCUCCUACUGGAUCCCCUGUACAUUCUCCAGGGUCCCACUAUCCCCAUGGAGGUGAUAUGGGCAAGGGUCAAGGUACAGAUCGAUUGCUUUCAACAGAGUCUCACGAUGAAGUAACAAACAUACUGCAACAGCCACUGGCCCUUGGUUAUUUUGUGUCAACUGCCAAAGCAGGUCCUUUGCCUGACUGGUUUUGGUCAGCGUGUCCUCAAGCACAAAAUCAGUGUCCCUUGUUUCUUAAGGCCUCUUUGCACCUCCACGUGCCUUCAGUGCAAUCAGACGAGCUACUCCACAGUAAACACUCCCAUCCACUUGAUUCUAAUCAAACUUCUGAUGUGCUCAGGUUUGUUCUGGAACAGUACAAUGCACUCUCCUGGCUAACCUGUGAUCCUGCAACCCAGGACAGACGGUCAUGUCUCCCAAUUCAUUUUGUGGUGCUGAAUCAGUUGUAUAACUUUAUCAUGAAUAUGCUGUGAUCUUCAUCUGAAUUUUGCAAGACAAAAAUGAGGAAAAGGGAUAUUUCACUGCAGGACUAAGUUAUAAUUCUUCUCAGUGCAAGUUGUUUGUGAUGGGGUAUGAAUCUUGUUACUUCCAGCAAAUAUUGUUUUGACUUGUGAGAGGGGUACUUAUCACCUGCUGUCUUUGAGUCAUUGACUAUGGGGGACGCUUUAGAAUGAUGAUCAGAAAGUGUAUUAUAACAUUUUUAGUAGCAAAAUUAACCAUUUUUCCCCGGUCACAGUAUUUGUGAAGAGUAAUGAGCCAUAGUACCCAGUCACGGUUAAUGAAUAUUGAAAGCAUGGAGAUGAGAAGAAACGUGAGGAACAAUGAGUUUCAACCUAUGGCUUCAGAACAUCAAGAUGUUCUUGUAUUGGAUUAUAGUACCUAGUAUUCAAAAAUGCCUGCAUCUCUUAUUUAUUGUAAGUUUUUAAAUGUAUAAAUUGUCUUAUAUUUCUUAACCUCUUUUAUAAAAAUUUUCCUAGAAGGUUUAUACUGCCUUCUUGCUUUAAAGCAAUUGGUCUAAAAUAUAUGUAAUCGUCUUAAUUAAAAGUUGCAGUAGGUUGCUUUUAGAGUAUUAUUUUUUUGUAAGGGGGUGGGCGGGGACAGUAAAUUUGUAUUGUCUUGAUGUACAGUUUAAUGGGUAUAGAGGGGUUAAUGUCCAUACCAUUGUGUGUGGGGGAUUUACAGCUAAGCUGUAGUUGCAGAGUACAUGUACAGUAAUGAAGUUCACUGUGUUUAUAUAAAUUGAAAAGGUACCGGGUCUUACAGCAUUUUAUAUCACACCUUUACAGAGUAACAAUGGCAAUAUAUCAGUGAUAUUGUAGGUGGUUUAACUUGUAGUGAGAAUAAAACGAAUAAACUCUUCAACUGAAGUUUGUGUUAUGGUUCAGGGCUGUGGCUAGAUUCUCAGAUCUACUUCCAGUAUCCUAGUUGAAUUAUUACAAGAAUAUCUAUUGUGCAUUGUUGUUGCUGGAUAUUCUUGGCACUGUGGUGAGCGCAUUAUUUUCUCCUGUUUGCGAUAAAACACAAACCUAAAGUGGAAGGCACAGAACACAAAUGUUACCCAAAGUCUCCCGUGAGGCUGAAAUUUAGCCCAGCUCUAGCCAUUUUACAAAUGCAAGAACAGUCAAUCUUGACUUUAAGAUUGGUGUGUGUUUAACUACAAUGUGAUGUAUAUAGAUUCUCAGUGAAUUCUGGUAUUCAGAUUUUAUUCCCUUAGUGGGGGGGG
Gallus gallus (chicken) is the source of this 11889-nucleotide messenger RNA. RefSeq names its product mediator complex subunit 13 (gene MED13). The coding region runs from base 4430 to 10639 and encodes 2069 amino acids. The transcript has 30 exons. The record is from RefSeq and is a predicted model, not a curated record. Gene Ontology annotation, molecular function: transcription coregulator activity. Lineage: Eukaryota; Metazoa; Chordata; Aves; Galliformes; Phasianidae. Gene Ontology annotation, biological process: regulation of transcription by RNA polymerase II. Gene Ontology annotation, cellular component: mediator complex.